GCAUCGAAUAAAUUUAACGAGGAUGAGUAGCUUCGAUACCAGCAGUACGGAUUUCGUAAAUGUAACGAUAACGAGCUCCAAUAAUGAAGACUACUCGGUGGAGAGGAGAUUCAAAAGGAACAUCACUAUAGAGGAAUUUAAGAAUAAAUUGGAACUAUUGAUUGGCUGCCGAUCCAAUGCAAUGAAUUUAGAAGUUUAUAAUAAAAAUGACGACAUUGUGUGCAAGCCCAACGACAUAAGUAAUUACUUGGGCUCCUAUCCAAUCGAUAAUGGCAUGAGAGUGCACGUUACUGCCAAUGAUAAGGAAGAGAUCCAAGAUCCCUCGACUGUACAAAAAUUUGAACUCUCGGACGAUACUUAUGCAAAAAUGCCUUCCACCGUCAAGGCAUUCUUAAAGGAGAACAAGUUGGGCAAAUACGACGAAGAUAAAGUGAGAAAAAUGGAGGAAAAUAGAGUGCUCGAAUUGGAGAAUGACAAAAAAUUGAUUAGUUGUAUGAAAGUGAACGACAGGUGCGAAGUGACCAUACCUGGUAAUCCAAAGAGAAAAGCGACCAUAAUGUACGUUGGACAGACUGAAUUCAAGCCCGGCUACUGGGUUGGUGUAAAGUACGACGAGCCGCUUGGCAAAAAUAAUGGAUCGGUCGCUGGUGUACAAUACUUUGAUUGCUACGAUAAAUAUGGAGGAUUUGUUAAGCCGUCGUGCAUUGUUUUGGGUGACUUUCCAGAAGACGAUUACGAUUUAAAUGAAUUGUAACUAAUGUGCAAAGAACAGAAAAUUUUAAAUACGUUAA
Ceratosolen solmsi marchali is the source of this 791-nucleotide messenger RNA. It is a transcript of the gene TBCB, whose product is annotated as tubulin-binding cofactor B. The transcript has a single exon. The record is from RefSeq and is a predicted model, not a curated record. Gene Ontology annotation, biological process: cytoplasmic microtubule organization; post-chaperonin tubulin folding pathway; tubulin complex assembly. Gene Ontology annotation, cellular component: nucleus; microtubule plus-end; cell cortex. NCBI's taxonomy places the organism in Eukaryota, Metazoa, Arthropoda, Insecta, Hymenoptera, Agaonidae. The coding region runs from base 23 to 754 and encodes 243 amino acids. Gene Ontology annotation, molecular function: alpha-tubulin binding; microtubule plus-end binding.